AAUGUGGAACAAUAUCUUUUAUAAUUAUUCAAUUGAAUAUGACGAGCAAAUGAAGAUCGUAGAAACCAUCAACAAAAUGGCGAAAUAUACCCAGGUGGUCUACGACAAACAUGCCAUUUUUAUUAAUUUCGAAAAAUUCUCUUAUCCUCAACCAAUUUAUAUAAAUGUCAUAAGGGAUCCUUUGGAGAGAGCUGUAUCUUCAUAUUAUUACCUGAGAUUUGAGUCUCAAUUGUUAUCCAAGACAUAUGAAAAUGAUGAAACAAGAAACUUGACAUAUGACGAAUGCGUUUUACAAAAUCGAAAAGUUUGUACCGGAAAAAAUUCCUUUCAUGGAAUUUGGAAUAUAAUUCCAUUUUUUUGCGGAUAUAAUCCUAUUUGUAAAUAUCCGUCCAAGUUAGCUCUUCAAAUUGCUAAAUCCAAUGUGGAAAAGUAUUACGUCGCUGUAGGUACAAUCGAAUAUUAUGAUGAAUCACUACAGUUAUUUGAGAAACUAUUACCUAAUUAUUUCCAAGGCAUUCAAAAAGCCUAUAAAAAAUAUAAAUCAGAAAGUAUUAAAAAGUAUAGGGGAAAAUUUAAAAUGAAACCAUCAGAGCAAGUUGAGAGAAAGAUGAAAAAUCUAAUGAACUAUGAGUAUCAAUUUUACAAGUUUAUUCGUCAGAGACUCUUUAAAAUGUUGAAAAAUGAAUAA
Messenger RNA from Dimorphilus gyrociliatus, 688 nucleotides. NCBI's taxonomy places the organism in Eukaryota, Metazoa, Annelida, Polychaeta, Dinophilidae. The record is from the annotation of a GenBank genome assembly.